AUGUAUGCACCAGGCACCCAAGAGUUUGAUCUUUCCCCCGGGCUUCCUGGUCACUACCAAAAUCCCGUCAGACAGGCAGGCAGGCCGGCAGGCACGGCUUGUAUGAAGCCAAGUCUGUUGCAGCUUCCUAGUAGCUCCUGGUACAGGAUGGAUUGGCUGUACAUCCGGAGAGCAAACCGACUUAGAGUUUCCUGGCACUGGGUCUGUCAUUGCUGGCCCACCACUGCCACCGGAGGAAUAAAUGUCAGCAAGCCAGCAAGCAAGUCACCACCGGCCUGUCAACGAGGGUUACCUGACGAUCAAAAUCCAAUUCGCGCCUGCGUGGAAUUGAGUUUCGACAAGCACCCACCGGUGCGAUCGUCUACUGCUCACCCACUUUGUCGGGACCUUACUAUCGGACCUGUCCCUUACCACCCGAAAAGGUCCAAGAGUCGUGCUCGCGCGUCUGUCGGCGCUUCCGUGGGUGGACUCGCCGGGCAACGAGAAGAUAGCUCAGAUUCACAGCCCCAGCAGCAGCAGCAGCAGUCGCCUAUGGGCUUUUGGAUCUUCUGGGGAUCUCCCGCGAAAGUUUUGGCGACGGAAGAGAAAGCUCCGCUUCUGCCUUCUUUCAUCCCGAUCGACCAUCCCCGGGGGAUCCCUGCUGGCACAUUGGAGCAAAGACUUUCUGCACGGAUCCCGACGGAGCCUGACUGGAACCGUCGGCCGGCCCAGUGGAAGACCUCGAACCCAGACAUCGAAGCUGCCUUGCUGAUGGGCACACUGGCCGAGAGGAAAGUUGACGCGGCGCACAGUCCUCCUCUUGGGCAUCUGGUCGUCAUGCGGUUCCGUCUACUCGUCACAGGCCACCACGGGGUUUCUAUUGGGUUGGAAAUAGGUCACCGGUGCGGCCGGGAUGGAUCGUUGACGACUAAAAGUGCGGGUAUGAUGAUGGGCGGUGAUGAUGACAACCGAGGUCAUCGAUCAUUUUCAUUCACCACUGUCCAUGGAAGUCGGGAGAGGAUAAGAGAAGAGAAGGGGAGCUACUGUGAAAAGGCGCGCGCAUAUGGGCCGCAGAGCUCGGACCGCGGAGGAUGGGGGACUGGAGCAGUUGCUGGUCGAGCGCAUUCCCGAUUCGAUGUGUAG
Molecule: messenger RNA, 1122 nt
Organism: Aspergillus niger
Lineage: Eukaryota; Fungi; Ascomycota; Eurotiomycetes; Eurotiales; Aspergillaceae
Exons: 10
Coding region: 1-1122 (373 amino acids)
Source: RefSeq, a predicted model, not a curated record